GCGGAAGCGAAUCUAACUGCGUGAUGUUUGCACAUCUAUGAAAUACAAAACAUUUAGUCAUCAAAUGAUCUAUGGCUCGGGAUGUAUUAUCAUCUGUCGACUCGCAGCCCAUUCCUAGAGGGUAAAACAGUGCAAUACAUUCUAGUUGGUGCUCUUUGAUGACAUCACCUCUGGCCCUUACGUUCAGCCUUUGCUUGGGUGUCAAGAAGAACCAUGGCCUCUGCCGACCCUUUGAAGCCCGGGUCAGAAGACCGAGAGCAGGUGCAAGUAAAAGUCCAAGGUCAGGAGUCACUGCAAAAGCAAAACCACUACUUAUGCGGCUCUAUGGCAGCGUUCGCCAACAUUGCCAUCACAUUUCCAAUUCAUAAAGCAUUGUUCCGCCAGCAUCUGUUUGGGCUGCGGGUGAGGGAGGCCGUGCUUCAGCUUCAGGCCGAUGGUUUGCGCACUCUGUACCGAGGUAUCCUCCCGCCCUUGCUUCAGAAAAGCAGCACCAUCGCGAUUAUGUUUGGACUCUAUGAGGACUUCUUGAGGUUGCUACAGCUACAUGCCCCUCAUGCCCCUGAGCUGUUGACUCAGAGUGUCGCUGCGGUUUGGGCAGGAACAGCUGAAGCCAUACUAACUCCCUUUGAGAGGGUCCAGACUCUAUUGCAGGACCCUCGGCAUCACGGGAACCUUCAGAACACAGCCCAUAUUUUCCGAAUCUUACUGAAGCAACAUGGCAUUCAGGAGCUUUAUCGAGGCUUGGUGCCCAUUUUACUCAGGAAUGGGCCCAGUAAUGCGUUAUUCUUUGGUUUGCGUGGACCGCUGAAGGAACUGCUUGCUGAGGCGGAGACAAAUGCAGGGAAUUUGGUGAAUGAUUUUAUAUGUGGGGCGAUUUUGGGAGCGGGGCUCGGGGUUGUGUUUUACCCGCUGAACGUUGUUAAGUCUCAUGCACAAGCGCAGAUCGGAGGGGAGUUUCAGUCUUGCAGAACGGUUUUGAAGGCGGUUUUGAGAGAGAGGGACGGGAGGGUGAGCGGCCUGUUUCGGGGGGUACAUUUGAAUUUCCAAAGAUCUGUUUUUUCAUGGGGGAUCAUAAAUGCUACAUAUGAACUUCUACUUAAAAUGUUCUAGGUUGUAGUAAAAGUAAACAACUAAAACACAUAAUUAUGGAAUGUUUUCAACAAAUUUGUAUAGACUACUGAUUGUAUGUUUUUUUAUUUUUACAGUUUCUUGCAAAUUUCAUCACAAAGACAGACAUUCAUAUUGGAAAGAAUAUAUAUAAAUGAAAAUGAUGACCAAAUUUUAGGUUUUGUUUGAAAUAUGCCAGUUGUCCUCAUAUGUGACCCUGGAUCACAAAGCCAGUCUUAAGUAUAAUCGGAACAUUUUUAGUAGUUUUAGUUUAGGUCAAAAUUAAAGAUUCUUCUUUUAUGCCAGAAAUCAUACGGAUAUUAAGUAAGGAUCAUGUUCCAUGAAGAUAUUUAGUUAAUUUCCUACCGUAAAUUUAUUAAAACUUUAUUUUUGUGAGUGGAUGGCCUUCUACGGUGUUAUUGAUCCACAACUUAAAAGGACAUUUUCUAAAAUAUUUGAUAUUUUUGCACUCUCAGAUGCUGUAGUUUUAAACAGUUGUAUCUCUGCCGGAUAUAGUCCUAUUCUAACAACUCAUACAUCACUAGGAAGCUUGUUUAUUCAACUUUCAGAUUAUUUAAAAAUCUCAAUUUCGCAAAAUUUACACAUAAGACUGGUUUUGUCAUCCUGGGUCACAUAUUGCUCAGUCCUAUACAAAGAUAGACUUUAAAACAGCGCUUUUAUAAAUUGCUGCAUUAACUCAACAUCUGAUAUUGAAUUAAUCAAAAGUUCACCAAAAAAUGAAAGAUCUGUCAUCAUUUAUUUACUCGCGCUUGUCAUUUCAAACCUUUAUGACUUUCUUUUGAACAAUACAAAAAUAAUUUGUAUCCAAACAACAGCGGUACCCAUUCACUUCUAUUGUAGUCAAUGGGGAAUGCCAUUGUUCAGGUACCAACUUUAUUAAAAAUAUCUUAUUUCGUUUUCUUCGGAAGAAAGAAAGUCAUCCAGGUUUGAAAUGACAAAAGGGAGAGUAAAUGAUGACAGACUUUUCAUUUUUGGUUGAACUGUUCCUUUAAAAGUUUCACAUAUCACUGACCUCACCACACUCGGGGUAUCUUGUGUUUUGUUCCCAGAUGUGCUGUCAUCUCUUAAAUAGUAAAGUAUGUCAUCUAAGGGUGGGAAAUGCCAUAGUUUACAGACUGGUGGCAGUUUUAUCUAGUUUAGCUGAGUUAGCUUUAGCGUCAACGCUGUAGAUUCAAGUCACAAAGUGACGCCUUAAAUUCUAGUCCAAGUCAUGCGGAAACCAGUAAACACAUGGGUCAGUUUGGUGUUUGUGGUCUCUGUAGCUUUCAAGUUGAAUCCAAAUCAUCCCUUCUGAGCCAAAAUGUUUCAUGCUUUGAACCCUCUGAAGCUAUAACACAUUAUUCAGUGGCAUAAGCAAUGAUUUGGCCAUGCUUGGUUUAUGUUACUCAUUGCGCUAAAAGCUUUCUGGAAUCGCUUCCAAAUAUAGUGGGAUUUUAGGACGGAAGACCACAGACUGUGAAACGCAAAUUUGGAAAAGUGAUAAUGUGCAGUUUGGAUUAUAUUUGACCUGUGCAAAUGUAAUUCUGUUCUGUUUUGUGGAAUUAGGUGGAAUUUAGGUGAUUUUCAGCCUUCUUUGGUUUGUUACAAUGUCGAACGUAUGCAAACGAUCAAUAUUUACUCUUCAUGUUACCUGGACGAAAAAGGUGUUUUUUUUCUUCUUCUUAAAAGUACCACAACAAAGCAGGAAGGCAAAGAUACAAAAAAAUUGUUAUAAAAAAUGAUGCUCUUUAUUUUCGACACAAGUUUAUCUGCCCUUACCAAAAUGUCUCUUCUUGUGACCUUGGGUAUAGUUUAAAGGGGCACAACCUUUUCAUUCAUUGACCCUGAACAGCCAACCCUGUUGUUUAGCUUGAUAUUGUCGAAUGAUAAAUCCAGCCAAAUAUGUGAAGAGGGCUUGUAAAACAGAAUUCUGUUCAGUUCGCACAUCCUUUGUUUAAAGUCGCAUGAGUGACCAUGCAGGGCUGGACCGACCGCCGAUGUGUACAGAGCUGAAUAACUGGUCAUUGUCCACUUCUGCUGUGUGGACAAAACUUGUUUUGUAGAAAAGGGUUUAUAGUUGUUGUCAUUAAAAAUGGACAUGUCAUUAAAAUAUUGUAAGCAAAAUACACUUACACGAGUUAAAAACACAAUGUUUAAACACCUGCAUGUGCUCUGAGAGAUAAAAAGUUAAAGGGAUAGUUUAUCCAAAAACGAAAAUACAUACUAGUUUUAAAAUACCUUCCUCAAAAGAAUGCUACCCUCAUCACUGUUUAGUUGAAAACAAUGAAAGUGAAUGGUGACUGAGGCCCAACAUUAGAAAUACAUUUUGGGGUGAACUAGUAAUUAUUCAUAAUUACCCAUUAUUGUUCUGCUUAUAUAGUACAUUCAACCAAGAAAUAAUCCUUUAUAUAAUUUCAUUAAGGCUUCUGUUACAUAUUUUAUCCAUAACUUUUAUUUUGUGUUAGCGUUCCUGUGAACGCUAGCAUCAUUGUCUUCAUUUCAAAGCAACCUGUAAGUAAAAUUCUACACAUAUUCUGAUAGUUCUGGCUCACUUUCAAUGCAUGGACAGAUUUUGGCACAUCGUUUACAGGAAGUUCCUUUGGUUUUGUGACCUAGUUAGCACUGAUUUUGAUAAAGUAGAGCAACCAAUCGACCUAGAUUUGCCACACAAACUAUGGCUUUAUUAAAUGAAGGUGUGGGUAUAAAAACUAUUUUUGUGUGCAGAGUGAUACAUUUUGCAGACGGGAUACGGCAGACAUUUGUUAAGUGUUUCAGCGACACAUGAACAGAUUUUAUCUGUUCACCUACAAAACUCCUGAAAUACUGUUCUGUACUUUUUGAGAUGUCAGUGUGACCACCCGUGAAUUCAUGUUUUGUUCUAACUUUAGUUCCAUUGUUGUUUAUGUAUAAUUAAUGAUGUUUGUAUUCUUUUUUUACUCACUGUCUUUAAAAUCACUGCGUUUUAAUAUUGUUCUAGUGUAUUUCUAGCGUACAACUGUUGGGUAGUAGUUUGGUGGGUUGUUUCAAGCCAAACUACUCGGUUGUUUUAGCACAUUACUGGGUCAAAUAUAAACCGUUAUGGGAUCAUUUAACCCACUGACUGGAUUUGUCUAUUUUUGAACGCUGGGUUGGUAGUAACUCUACAUCAUUAGAUGCCUUGUAUUGGCAGGCUUAACUUUUUCGCUCUGCUUUAAUGUAAGUCUUUGUAAUAUGGUAUGUGAAGUGUUUAUAAAUGUGACAUGUUGUUUGCACUACACAUUUAGCCAUGUGUUAAUUAUUGUGUAUUAUAGUUACAUAAAUAAACGUGUGGGUAAAACAAAAGAAAAGCCAUUAUAACUUAAAUUGACCUUUACUUGAAUCUAAUGACCUAAUGGUUAUUCUAUACUUUUUGACCCAAAGUCAUUGCAAUACUAGUUUAAAUUAGGAUAUCUUCCAAUGUAACUUUUACAAGAGUAAGCCAGUUUUAUUGGCACCUUAGUUCUGUAAGGACUUCAAAUCAUUCUUGUUUUAAUCGUUUAUUGAUGAGACAUUGUGUGUUCCCGCCUCAAAAGACAUUUUGUUCAUGUGUUAUUGAAAACACAAGGCCUACACAUUGCUUAACUGCUAUCUCAGUGCAUAUUAAUAAUGUCAUAUUCAGUGAUUGCAAGUGAUUUCUCUCUUUUUUAUAUGCACUAUGCAGUAAGCACUUGCAUUUCCUUUCAAAGGUAGCCGUUGUUUCCAUUAAUGUGAACUAAAGAACAUCAUCCAACAGGGGGCGACCAUAUCAAGAUUAAACCACCUGAAAAGCUCUUCAAUGGUCCGGAAAGUGUUUUAAAUCUUACCUAAAUGUUAUUCUUUGCCACACAGCUUGCUGGCAUUCGAGCUAAUUGUUGUUGUAAGCACUUACAGGAAAACAUAUAUAUAAACUAUAAUGGCAACACCUGCCUGUUACCUGCUCUAUUAUGUCCAGCAAUUCAUUUUGCUUACAUAUACUGCAGAGAGAGAUUGACUAAUAUCAGUUAUCUGCACAAAUCUAUACAGAUUAUAGCUACAGUUGUUGUUGUUAUUGUUAUUUAUUAAUUUGCUUGUUAUGCUGUUUUAAUUCUUACAAGUUCAAAUAAUAUAUUUGCAAUAUAAGG
This is a messenger RNA of Triplophysa dalaica, 5225 nucleotides long. RefSeq names its product solute carrier family 25 member 51a (gene slc25a51a). The record is from RefSeq and is a predicted model, not a curated record. The transcript has 2 exons. The coding region runs from base 214 to 1110 and encodes 298 amino acids. NCBI's taxonomy places the organism in Eukaryota, Metazoa, Chordata, Actinopteri, Cypriniformes, Nemacheilidae.